Molecule: messenger RNA, 2907 nt
Organism: Jatropha curcas
Lineage: Eukaryota; Viridiplantae; Streptophyta; Magnoliopsida; Malpighiales; Euphorbiaceae
Product: receptor protein kinase-like protein At4g34220
Biological process (GO): protein phosphorylation
Molecular function (GO): ATP binding; protein kinase activity; protein binding
Source: RefSeq, a predicted model, not a curated record
CCAAAAGCAACACUCUUGGCUCCCCUCAUUCCAAGUCAAUAAUCCAAAACCAUUUUUAUCAUCUUUUUCCCUGUAUUCAGUUAACUUUCCUUUUCAUUAUAUUAACUGAAAUACAUAAACACAAAAAAGACUUUGCUCUCUGUUGCCUCCCUUCAUUCUCUGCAACUUCAACUUUUCCUUUGUUUUUUAAGUACUUCCAUAUUUUAAUUUUUAGCAUCAAUAAUAUAUCAAAUCAAACAACUCUUUUUCUCUUCCUUUUUGAUUUGUUCACCAAAACAAUUACAACUACAGUUGGUCACCAUCUCUCUGUUUUUUCAGACUAUGUAAAGGCUAGCUCUGGUUUAGGAACAGCAUGAUUCGUUAGUUCAAGAAAAAAACAUGGGUUUUGUUCAUAUCAAUCUCCAUUUUCUUUCUUUCAUUAUUAUUGUGGUUUCUCUUGUGAAAGUUACUGUAUUUGCUUUGAAUACAGAUGGGGUUCUUUUGCUUUCUUUCAAAUACUCCACUCUUAGUGACCCAUUAUCAGUCUUGGAAAACUGGAACUAUGAUGAUGAAAAUCCCUGUUCUUGGAAUGGAGUCACCUGUACAGAAUUAGGCCUCCAAGGCACACCUGAUAUGUUUAGGGUUACAAGCUUAGCUUUACCUAAUAGUCAGCUUCUGGGUUCAAUCCCUCCUGAUUUGGGCUUUGUUCAACACCUUAAGCAUCUUGAUCUUUCAAAUAAUUUCUUAAAUGGGUCGUUACCAUUUUCUUUUUUCAAUUCUACUGAGUUGCAGGUGCUUUCUCUCUCAGGUAAUGAGAUCUCCGGCGAAUUGCCGGAAACAAUUGGUGGAAUGAAGAGUUUGAAGUUACUAAAUCUUUCUGAUAAUGCUUUAGAUGGGAAAGUGCCUAAGAAUUUGACAACUCUGCAAAAUCUUACUUUUCUUUCUUUAAGGUCUAAUUAUUUUUCUGGUUACGUUCCAAGUGGGUUUAAUUCUGUUCAAGUGUUGGAUCUAUCUUCUAAUCUCCUUAAUGGGUCAUUACCAUUUGAUUUUGGUGGACGUACUUUGAAUUAUUUGAAUCUUUCUUACAAUAAGCUUUCUGGGUCAAUAUCACAAGAAUUUGCAAAGAAAAUUCCUGCAAAUGCCACCAUUGAUCUCUCCUUCAACAACCUAACUGGUUCAAUUCCAGAGUCUGUGUCUUUGCUUAAUCAAAAAACAGAAUCUUUUACAGGAAAUGUAGAUCUUUGUGGGAAACCACUAAAGAAUCUUUGCUCAAUUCCAUCAACUUUAUCUACCCCACCGAAUGUUUCAUCCAUUUCACCAGCUAUUGCAGUUAUACCCAAACCACUAGAAUCAACCCCAGUAACUAACUCAUCUACCGGAACUCAGAAUUCAAAAAACCAAACCCAAAAUGGUCUAAAACCCACCAUUGUAGCGGCCAUAGCCGUGGCGGAUUUAGCCGGAAUAACCAUUCUCGGUAUGGUUAUCCUUUACGUAUACAAACUCAGAAAGAAAAACACUUCUAAUAAUAUCAACAGCUUCAACCCAUCAAAGACUGAUCCAAAACCUCCAUCAGAAACAAUAAUUGUAUCAAAUUCUGAAAAUAAACCGACAGAACCAAGAAAACAGACAUCAUGGUCAUGCUUAACUCUCAAAGGCGAAGAAACAACAUCAGAAGAAGCGACAACUUCCGACAGCGACCAGGACGUCGGCGGCGGCGACAUUGACCACCAGAAUGAAGUUAUAAAUGAGAACCACAAGCAGAAGGGUGGAAAGCUUGUGAUAGUGGACGGAGAAACGGAACUGGACACGGAAACGCUGUUAAAAGCAUCGGCCUAUAUGUUGGGAGCUACAGGAGCUAGUAUAGUGUACAAGGCGGUGCUUGCUAAUGGUACGGCUUUUGCGGUGAGGAGAAUAGGAGAAAGUGGUGUAGAGAGAUUUAGAGAUUUUGAGAAUCAAGUGAGGCUAAUUGCUAAGUUACGGCACCCAAAUUUGGUUAGAGUUCGUGGGUUUUAUUGGGGAGACGACGAGAAGCUUGUUAUCUAUGACUAUGUCUCCAAUGGCAGUCUUGCUAGCUCCAAUUACAGAAAACCGGGUUCAUCACCAUUUCAUCUACCUAGUGAAGUUCGGUUCAAGAUAGCAAGAGGGAUAGCUCGAGGUCUAGCCUUUAUUCACGAGAAAAAACACGUGCAUGGCAGCAUCAGACCUACUAGCAUCCUCUUAAACCUCGAUAUGGAGCCCAUAAUCUCCGAUUUCGGCCUAGACCUUUUAAUUCUAGGUAAUAACAGCUACAAAGCUAACAACUCAGGCCGAAAUUUCGGUAGCCAAAGAUCCAACUCUACUUCACGAGACUACCCUAGCACCGCCAGCCCUUACACAGCCACUUGCUCCUCCACCACUAGUACCACAUCCCCUUAUCAAGCGCCGGAGUCAUUAAAGCACGUGAAGCCAAACCCUAAGUGGGAUGUUUAUUCAUUUGGUGUUAUUUUGCUUGAACUUCUUACUGGCAGAGUGGUUUCAGACCGGGAGUUGAGCCAGUGGACCGCCGGUUCAAUAGUGGAGGACAAGAACCGGGUUUUGAGAUUGGCGGAUGUGGCAAUUAGGGCUGACGAGGAUGGCAUGUUGGCAUGUUUGAGAUUAGGGUUUAGUUGUAUUUCUUUUGUACCUCAAAAGAGACCAUCCAUGAAAGAAGCAGUCCAAGUGUUGGAGAAGAUGAUCCCUUUAAAUGUUUGAAACUAAUGAUAUAUUUGGGUCCCAUAAAAGUGUGAGUUGUUGGAUUAAAGUGGCAGUGUUUCUUUUCGUCUUUUGUUGACUUGAGUGGUGCAUAAAGAGCAGAGAAGAGUAUUGUGGAUAUAUCUUAGACCAGAGAUGAGUGCAUGCUUAGACUGAUUAAUUAAAUGUUAUUUAUUAUAUUUUAUAUUCUUAUUCAUA